Strigops habroptila (Kakapo) is the source of this 8759-nucleotide messenger RNA. RefSeq names its product transmembrane protein 267 (gene TMEM267). The coding region runs from base 3002 to 3661 and encodes 219 amino acids. The transcript has 3 exons. Lineage: Eukaryota; Metazoa; Chordata; Aves; Psittaciformes; Psittacidae. The record is from RefSeq and is a predicted model, not a curated record.
UCCCAGCGUGCUCCGCGGCCACGCACGUCUCCUGCACCCGCGCCGGGGCCGGGCGGCUCAGCUUCACCUCAUGGGGCGAAGGAGGCUGCUGGCGGCGGCGGCGGCCGCACCUGAGGUGGGCGCGAAGGGCGGCGGGGCGGGCUCGCUGCAGGCGGCGGCCGCGGGCGGCUCCGCGGGCGGCUCCGCGGCUCCGAGCGGCAGCCCCCCGCGCCCCGUGGAGCCGGGAAGCCGCCCGGGCCGGGUAGACGGGUCGGGUCUUCGCAUAAGAAUGCGGUGCUUUGCCUAAAGCCAGGCAUGUCACUUAGCUGUCAGGCUUCUUCACACUCCGUUGUUGUGGUAAAGAUGACGGUACAUUUUUAUUUCUUAAUGACUGAGGAGAUGGCUGAUGAGGGGCUUUGGUGGUGGGUGUUGAGGCAAAGCACACCCUUUCCUCAAGAUGUAAAAAUUUUUGCUGAUCGCUAUAAUUUCACAUGUCUGCUUGCCGCAUGCCUGUCUUUCCUUCGUCCCUCUCUUUAGUUACACAUGCGGAUUGUGUUCUAAUCUUACAUUGGAUUAGCUAUUUACGAUGCAAAUGCUGUUGCAGUUAAUGAGGGUAAUACAUAAACUGUUCAUGCUUCUUUUUUUCUUGUUUAGGAUGACAGAGGAUUUUUUUUCUUCUACUGGGUAGUACUGGGAUCUGUUUCUAUUCCUAAAUACUUUCAGGAUAUUUCUUUCAACUCUUUUCUUUUCGGUACAUCUCAGUUCCAAAGUACUCAUUAAGGGGAAGGUCUGCGUUUUGGUGUCUUGGUAUCUCUUUUCAAACACUUUAAUUUAUGGUCCCUGAAAUAAACAAUUUAAUUAAGUCCUGAUUUUAUGAGUGGUUUAUUUGUUUUUUUAAAUUUCCUCGUGGUUUUAAUUCAGUUUCUUCUUCAGUAAUUUGAUAAAAUCUUACUGAUUUCUUGUGUGCUUUUGUCCUCUUCCCUCUUCAGCCUCCUUCUACUCUCCAACACCAAUAAUGCAUUAUAAUUAUCUAACCCCAAAAUACUUGCAUUAUCAGUUCUUCACAGAUCUUUUUGGGCUCGGAUCUGCUUUUCAGUGAGAUAAUACAUUAAAUGUUUGAGUUUGUCUUAAAUGGUAAUUCAACUUUAUGGAGUAUUUCGUAUAAAUUAAUAUCCAAUAUCAAAUAAUGCUUUUUUAGGAGAUCAUAGAAUUAUAAGGGACUACUGUAAUCUUGGCUUCGUUCGUAAAGUGUGUAAUUCUACUAAUUUUAUGCAUUGAAUUCCUAUAUGCAUUCAUGUGCCUGAUUUUUCUCUUGCUGUUACACCGUAAGUUGAAAGGCCUCUUAGUUUCAGCUAUUUUCCUAAAUGCAUAUUUACAGCUUUGAUCUAAAUAUCUUCUUGUGUCAGUAAUUUACAGUGUUAACUGUGUGUUUGUUAAAAUGAUUUUUAUAGUUUCCUUAAAUGAAACUAAAUGCAUCAGCAAAAUUGCAUUUUCUGGGUAUAGGCAGAGAUUAUGCAUAAUGCUGUAUAUAUCAUAGAAAAAUGUCAUGAGAAAGCAUAAUUCUGAGCAGUAUAACUCUGUCAGCCGUUGUGUGCAUGUGUUUUAUGUAAACCCAACCUAAAUCUUUCUUUCAAUAUGUUAACUGGACUGACCACCCAUAGGUUUCUAAGCAUUCUGUGUAAUGCAUCUGUUUCCCACUCUCCUGUUUUAACAAGAAUGUAAGCUCCACAACUGUGCUUUGUGAGACUUAUAGGAUAGAAAAAGCUAUGACACUUUAUUGUGAUAUUUUAAACUUUAUUGUGAUAUAUGUAAACAUAUCACACUUUAUUGUGAUAUGUUUACACAGUCUGAAAAUCACUGGGUUUUUUCAGACAAAAAAUGCAGCUUCUAGGUUUAUAUUAGAAAUUGUAGUUCUGGAGAUUAUUUUGGUGGAACAGAGUUUUGCUUUUUCUGGUGUGAUUUCACUCUUGAUCUGCAGAAUAUUUAUAGUUACGCCGUUGUACCUGGGAAUGCGGCUUGAUUUUUGCACAGACAGCAGUUGUUUUUUGUCUAUGAAAGGUGGCAAAGCCAGGCUGUUUAAAAAGAACACUUACUCCGUGGACAUGGAUCUUGACUAAGGGUAAUCUGAAGCCACUUUUUUGCUUCCCAUUCUUCAUUCUGGCUCAAAUACACCCAUUUAUAUAUUGUUUUCCAGUUGGCAUUGUUACCUUUAUUUCAUGAUACAGUAAUUCUCAAAUCAUACUCAUUUUAUGUUACUUGUGAUAGUUUUCCUGUGCACUUCAUGCAUGUUAAUAAUAUCCAUAGCAAAGCAGUGUAAACCCAUCACAGAACUGAUGCAGACCUCUGUUGCUGUUUGAAUUUAUAGGUCACUGCUUAUGUAUUCCAAGCUCACUAAUCGAUGGGAUGAAAUUAGAAAGAUUUCUCUGAAUGUGAUUCACAAAUGUUUCACUAGGUGGGAACCUUCUGAGCACACAGUUACAAGGAAGUAUCUGUUAAAAUAGAUCUUCGUGUAGUUUGAAAUGCAAUUACUUAAAACAGAAGCCUGGGAGUGCACUUUUCUGACUUUAUGAGAUUGGGUUUUAUUAUCUUUUAAUUAUUACCCUGUUCCAUCUUUAAUUUGUGCCCUUCUCUUGUUUUAUGGUUGUCUUUUCCUGCUUUUUCGCACAGAGCUUCUAAGCCCUUACUGAAGUUACUUUUAGCUCAAUUAAAUUUGUUAAGGAAUUCAUGAAAAAGACGUUGCUGCUUUCUCUAUUUUGUACUGGUUUUCAGUUUUCAUGUAUGUUUUGGAGAGAGUUUGAAGACCUCUGUGUAGUAUCAGUGCUUACUGCUGCCUGGUUUGAUUCAUUUAGGAUGGAACGAAUCGUGUUUGGUCUUCCGUGCGCUGGACUGGGCAGGCAGGAUUCAGAAAGCACAGCAGCUCAACGCUGAGGCAUAGAUCAUGUUUGCUGCUGGAAUAAGAACAACUGACGAUACAAAGGACAAUGCACAGUGUGUGUCCUGAUGACAUUUUGUGUGAUGUGACAUGCUUAUCGCCAUGGCAUCUGAGACUGAAAAGGCCCAUGCUCUUCUCCAGACUUUCAGCACAGCUUCAGUUAUUUCUAGUCUAGGUUUGGGAGUAUUCUGCUUUGUAGCAGAUAGGCUUAUGCAGUUUUCCUUCAUUCAGCAAAAUGACUGGCUCCGAGCCUUCUCUGAUAAUGCAGUGCACGGUAUACUAGGAAUGUGGUCCUGGGCAAUAGUGAUUGGACUCAGGAAGAAAAGUGACUUCACUGAGGUCACUCUGGCUGGCUUCCUCGCCUCUGUUAUUGAUGUGGACCACUUCUUUCUUGCUGGCUCCCUGUCAUUAAAGGCUGCUCUGACUCUUCCACAGAGACCAUUUCUUCACUGUUCUACUGUGAUUCCUGUUGUGGCUCUGACAUUAAAGUUUAUUAUGCACCUUUUCAGGCUUAAGGAUUCAUGGUGCUUUCUUCCCUGGAUGUUGUUCAUAUCUUGGACUUCUCAUCACAUCCGUGACGGGAUUCGUCAUGGCCUCUGGAUCUGCCCAUUUGGAAAAACUCCUCCUUUGCCAUAUUGGCUCUAUGUGGCAAUUACAGCAUCUUUACCUCAUCUAUGUUCAUUUAUUAUGUAUUUAACAGGCACUAGAGAAUUAAUGUCUGUAAAACAUGGAAUCCGCAUUGAUGUAUAAGAAUGAAGUCUCUUAAAGGCUAUUUGUAUUAGCACUUGAAAUAAGUUGUCUGUUUAUCGCUAAAGUGGUUUCCUUGUGCUCCCUAUGACCUCCAAGUUAGGCAUUUUAAGACUGGAGCCAGUUACAGCUCCUGUGUGUCAAUUUUUUGUGGUCAAAGAAACCUGUUUAAUAAAUAGUAAUUAUUUUAUAUCUAUACAUUCCAUUAUAGUUCAUGCAUAGCUAGCUGAUUUAUAAAGUACUUAGUCUCUCUUUGUAGUAAUUACAUUACUGUCACAGUGCCAAUCAUUUGACCACCAUUCACUUUGGAUUUGUAUUCUGCCUUUAGAUAAUACAUUUCAUCUAGAUAGCAUUUGUAUAGCACUUUAAAAAUGUAAAAGUACUAUAUAAAUACUAGGUAUUAGUGAGUAUAUAGUAGUGUAUGGCACUUCUGAAAAACAUCAGUUAGCCCUUUGAAUUUAUUUAUUUGGUUUCCUGUUGGAUUCUUGUAUUCAACUGUUUUAAAAGAAAUGCUGUUCGUAUUUCACAAUGUGGAACUGUAAUCUGCACCUCUUUGAACACUGUAGUAUCAUGUAGUGCUUCUGCUAAAUUCUAUUCCUCUGUAGUUGCUUGGUACUCAAUUUGCAGAUAAUUAGUAUUAUUUGUGGUUGGAAAGGAGAAGACAGUUUGGUUACAGUAUUUCGUGUGUUGGCCAAAUUGUUUAUUUUUUUAAAUAAACUAUUAAUGUUAUUUGAUUUGGAACUAAGGAAUUUUAGUAAAUAUUUAAGGAUUGUGUAAAGGCAAACUUAUUACAGUAAAACAGAAGCUUUAGGGAAGAUUCAGGAAGAUUCAGAUAUGAGAAAAUUAAAAUUGCUCAAUAUGUGAGUUUGCUUAAAGACCUUACUGCUGUACUAAUAAACAGCAUUUUCCAUUAAGUGCAAUGUCAUCCAUAUUACUGUAAAAUAAAAUCCAUUAUUAUUACAUGGAAAUAUAAAUUUCCUCAUAAAUAGGUUCCCUAAUGAAAAAUGUUACUAUGUUGCAUGUUCGUAAUGUAGCAAUUUGCGCUGGGAUCUAUUCAGUUUUCAUUUACAGAAAUUUCUCAGAAAAAGUCCAGAAGUAAAAAUUUCGCUCUUGUCUGGGUUACAGUAUACAAGCUGAGAAAUGUGUAUUAAUAAUAGUUUUAUUAACUUUUUUGUUCAUUGAACUCCGCUGUCCAUUAAGGAUAUGGAGCCUUAAUUAUUCCAGUUUGUGAUGAAUAGCAGUCAAAAGGGAUUAUGUUUAUGGAAGAGUAUAUAUAGGGUAGCAUGUGCCGAACUGAAGUUAUCAAAGGGAGCAAAGAUUAGCUGAUGUGUUCAUACUACCCUUAAGUGGGUAAAUGUAUCUUAGUAUAAAGUUCAAAAAAAAUUACAGAAAAAAUUAACUGGGAUGACUGGCCUAUUGGGUACCAGAGACCGUCUAUGGCUGCAAAGUACUACAGGUUGUCUGCUGCACACUAAGCUAAUUACAGAAAGUGUUUCACCUUUUAAAAUGUGCCUUUCAAAUAGUCUCUGUCCUGUUUGUACUUUGUGUAAGAAAUGUAUGCUUAGGGAAACUUAAUCAAAAAUGUCUUGUUUUAGAGCCCUCAGAGCAGGAACUGUCUUUUAUCCAAAGGUUUAGAAGAGGAGGAGCAUUGCUCAUUCAUUUACUUCAAACGUGUGUUUUAAACUAUAGGCUAUGAAAUUCCAGUUAUGAUUAUAUUUUGUGCAAGAAGUGAAUCUUUAAAUCCUUGUAGCAAAUUUUCUGAAUUCUUGUUUCAUGAUGUAAUACUUGUAUAAUUUUGUGCUUUAUAAUGUACAAAUUUGUUGCAAAGGGAAAUGCAUAUAGGAACAAAGUGGAGAAUUGCAUUUUCUCCUUUUUUAGAUUGUAGCUGUAGCAUUUUUGGUAACUCUAUGUCCACCAACAGUCCUUAAGAUUGGUAUGGUACUGUACUGUCCUGGCUAUGUUUAAGGAUCAGUUAAUGGGUAUAUCUUCAGUGGUUUGAAAACACAUAUUUGCAUUCUCUGUAUCGCAUAUUGGUUUUUUUUUUUUUACAAUAAUUUUCGGCUGUGUUUCAGUAUAUUACUUUUCUGGUCAUGUUCUUAUACCAAUUCUACCACAGCAAUAGCUGAAUACGACUUAGAAAUAUAUUAAGGUAGCAAGAGCAUGUGAUGCAUAAAUUCUUUCUCUCCCUGCAAACCGAGAUGGCAGUCUCACAUCCUGGCAUCCAGGCAACUUCACCUCAGGCCAUUGACAGCUUUUCAAAGUAAACUGACAGGUUGCAUGUAAUGCUGUAAUUUGUGGGUGGGCAGAUUAGAGAACAAUGGUGAAAUUAAAUACUUGUUUCAGCCCAUGUCGCUUAGGAGAUACACCUGCCUAUUAGGAAUGAAUUGCCUAACAAUUCCUUACUAGUAUUUCAUGUGCAUUUCAAAUUCGUUGGUAUUUCCAACGAUACAUUGAUACCUGCCAUGUGUAGCAAAACCAUGGCAAAAAUAAACCAAGACGCUAAAACAGUAAUGAAUUUGUGCUUUACUGCAUGCGUUUCAAUAAAUGGUAAGUGUGAAGUACAAAAAGCAUGUGAAUUACACCAAAAAUAAAAAAAAGUUAAAAAGCUCAAGGUAAUAAUUCUGUGCACAAUUCAUGAUACUAAAAUAUUAGUUAUUUCAGUGGUUCAUUUGCUGUGCUAAUCUAAACUUUUCCAUGUAUUUUCAAGUGGUACUUACCGAGUUGAAGAAAGUGUGGUGUUUUUCUUUUUUGUUAGAAUUGUGCUGCUUUUUUCCUGUUUUAAUGGAUUGCUGUUGUGAAAAGUAGGUAGUAACAAUUGCUGAGUUAAAAGAAAAGUUUUAGAAUGUUUCUUCUCCCCAGUCCUCCAGAAAUAAGACAAACUUUCUCCUAAUGCCCCAGUGGCCUUAACAGAAAAACACAUUUCUGAUCAGUUUAUAUUCUAGUUCAAAAUGUAAUCUGUAUUUUCACAUGACAACUGGUACCACUUUUUUUCUACAGGAAAGUGUAUUGUAUCAUGUGCCUUUAAUUGGUUAUUGAUAAGUGAAUUAUUCAUAAUUGAUGCCAUGCUUCAAGGGAAUUUGAAUUAAACAGAAAUAAUCUUAACAGCCAGGCCAUUGGUAUUAGUUUAGCACCAGAAGAACAUUUCUUUUGCUUAUGGAAAUAAAGUUCCAGAAAGAGGGAGGGAAGGGGUUAGAAUUCAGUCUAAAGGAAAUGUUAGUAAAUAGUUAAUUUUUAACACAUAUAUUUUUAUUUAUCAGUUACUGUCAGUAGGAAACUGAUGAAAUGCAUCAGAAUGAUGCAUUUCUGUUUAAUGGAGCCAACCUAUAUUCUGUCAAUUACGUAAAUUUAUUCAGGACAGAAUAAAUUUUAUAUUACAUGUGUUGCACAGCGUGGGCUUUGUUCAACCAGUAAUUCUGAGUCCACAGUCUAGGUUUUGUACCCCUGCUACAGGCAGACCUUGCACUGAAACAAAGGAAGGGAUGUCAGUUUAAAAUACCCUUUGCAUCCAUUAAAAAAACAAAACAAAACAAAAACAUGAUAGUAAGGCUUUUCCUCAAAAUAAUAAAUUGGUUACUUCAGUUAUUUCUUUAAAUUGCCCACGUUUUAUGGCCUGUACAUUGAAUUACAAGUUUGAAUUCUGAGCCUUGGGCAACAUGGCUUAGUGCAAGUUGUCCCUGCCCAUGGCAGGGGGCUUGGAACUAGAUGAUCUUAAGGUCCUUUCCAACCCUAACGAUUCUGUGAUUCUAUGAUUGUAGAACUGUUUUCUAUUACUUAUAGACCCACAUAGACCCACUAUUAAAGAUAAAUAGUACUUGUAUUUAUCUCUCUCACACACUGAUCUUUCCUUCUACGUUCAUAUAAUCAUCUUCCAUUUGCUUAACCUAAUUUUGUAUCAGAUUUACCUAGGGUAAGGAGGAGUGUUUGUCUCAAUGACUAGGAAACCCAGGUAUGCUACUGCUUAGCAAAAAACAUUUUAGUGCAGUGUUAAGGAAAUUCAAGAAUGUUGAAAAUGAGAAAAGAAAUUAUGCUGCAUUCUUUUUGAUUGAAAUGUUAAGUAGAUUUCUAAGCAGCUUGUAGGAACAGAUUUGUUUAAUCAAAACUAAUUGACUGAAAACAUUUGUAUUAGUAAAUAUGAGGGAACAAUCUGUGUGAAAAUGGAUUUGUAUACUGAAACUAUUGCAGGGUUAAUUGACCAAGCCAGGCUGUAUGCUGUUGCCAUGUCCACCACAGAAACAAUUCCUUUGUCCAAGGAAUGAUACUAAUGUCCCUGGAGCCUUUCUCACGUUGCCAAGGGAACUCAGUCAUACUUUGAUCUUAGUCAUUUUUUCCCUUAAAAACUGUGUCACACUAAGUAAGGGCUUCUGGACUGGUGUGAGGUGGUUUCCUUGAUCUGCUGUUCUCUCCUUCCCAACAAUCCUACAGAUGAGCUAAAAAAGCUGGUAUCUCUGAGUGCUGGUACAGGAACUGGGUAAAGAAAUGAAAUUAAACAAAGCAGACAUAACAAUGCCACAAGGAAUUUACAAGGUUAUUAAUGCUGCUAGUUUAACUUUUGAAUUUCAGUGUAAAUUGCUGAUAGUCAAACAAAACCAACUUCUCUAUAUAUUACUGCCAACAAUUUAGAAGCAAGUUUUGUGAUGACUGCUCUAAAAAUGUGAAGUGUUUCUGGGAUAAAUGAAUACUGUAAGAUUCAAGUAAUAAGGCUUUAUCCAUCUAUUUUCAACAAAAGCAUUUAUGUCUUUUUAUUCAUUUAACUGUAUAUAAUGUAUAGACACAAGCACUCAUUUUUCUGGUCUUACCGAGGAAGCAUGGUUGGGGUUUGGAGAGUUUUGAUACAGAAUACUCUAGAUAACAGAACGUUUUAACACAAGUAAUUUCUGUUUCAUUAGUCCUUGGAGAGAUAGAUCUUCCCUUCUUCUAGACAUGUUUUGUUAAUGUGAAAGUUUUGAGUGAUCUGCCAGCAUAUUUUGGGUAAAUGUUCUGUAUGCCUUGUACAUCAAACAUAAAUAAGCAAAACAAAUGCACUUACAACUUCAUACCAUGAAAAUGUACGCACAUUAUUUAUUUAUCAUUGUUUUCUCCAAAGUAAAAACAAUUUAACGUG